Syzygium oleosum is the source of this 888-nucleotide messenger RNA. RefSeq lists its product as uncharacterized. The transcript has a single exon. The record is from RefSeq and is a predicted model, not a curated record. Bases 1 to 888 code for a protein of 295 amino acids. NCBI's taxonomy places the organism in Eukaryota, Viridiplantae, Streptophyta, Magnoliopsida, Myrtales, Myrtaceae.
AUGAAGGAGCUUGGAGAGCUGAAACACUUUCUGGGGCUCGAGGUUGAUAGGACAAAAGAAGAAUUAUUCCUAUGUCAACAAAAGUAUGCACGAGAUCUCUUGAAAAAAUUCGGGAUGCUCGAUUGCAAACCUAUAUCUACUCCGUUGGAUGGGAACGCAAAGCUAUGUGCUGAAGAAGGUCGAGAGCUAGAAGAUUCGUCUAUGUAUAGGCAACUGGUAGGUAGUCUAAUCUACCUUACCAUAACUCGGCCUGACAUCGCUUUUGCAGUGGGAGUAGUGAGUCGAUUCAUGGAGAAGCCAAGGAAGCCUCACUUGGAUGCAGCCAAGCGUAUCCUGAGGUAUGUAAAGAAGACUUUUGAUUUUGGGCUUUUGUAUAAAAAAGAAUCAUCGGGUGAGUUGGUCGGUCGUUGUGAUGCCGGCUAUGCUGGAGAUCAACACACACGGCGAUCAACUACUGGAUACUCGUUUCAUCUUGGAUCAGCAGUAGUAUCCUGGUGCAGUAAAAGACAGCCGACUGUGUCUUUGUCUACAACAGAAGCUGAAUACAAAGCAGUAGAAAUGGCAGCUCUGGAGAGCAUGUGGCUAGUGCCGUUAUUGGAUGAUCUUCAUCAGUCGAUAGAUUAUUCGACAAUAUUGUAUUGUGAUAAUCUAUCCGCUAUAAGCUUGGCAGAAAAUCCAGUUUUCCAUGCUAGGACUAAGCAUAUGGAAGUCCACUAUCACUUUCUGAAAGAGAAAGUGUUGGAGGGCGAGAUCAAGAUGGAGUACACCAAGACAGGUGAUCAAGUUGCUGAUAUCUUCACCAAAGGUCUUGGAGCUGCAAAGUUUGAAGAGUUUCGAACUCAACUCGGUAUGGUUUCAAAAUCUAUCCUAAGAGAGAGUAGUUGGUGA